Messenger RNA from Entrophospora candida, 1059 nucleotides. The record is from the annotation of a GenBank genome assembly. NCBI's taxonomy places the organism in Eukaryota, Fungi, Glomeromycota, Glomeromycetes, Entrophosporales, Entrophosporaceae.
AUGAUUCAAAAUCUUGCCGCAAUUGGAUAUGAUAAUAAUAAUAUGCACCUUGCUGCUUAUGAUUGGAGAUUAUCAUUUUACAAUCUUGAAAUCCGUGAUAAAUAUUUUUCCAAACUUAAGGCUAAUCUUGAACUUGCAAAGAAAAGCGAAGGAAGGAAAUCUGUAGUUGUUGGACAUUCAAUGGGAUCAUUGAUUGCUUUAUAUUUCUUUAAAUGGGUUGAAUCACCUUCCGGUGGUAAUGGUGGUCCAAAUUGGGUUAAUGAUAACAUCGAAGCAUUUGUUAAUAUUGCUGGACCUUUAUUAGGGUUACCCAAAGCUUUAUCUGCAUUACUUUCAGGUGAAAUGCGUGAUACAGUUGAAUUAGGUGCCUUUGGAAUUUAUUUAUUAGAAAAAUUUUUUUCUAAACGUGAACGUGCAGAUUUAUUUAGAACAUGGGGUGGACUUUCCUCAAUGCUACCAAAGGGUGGUGAGGCAAUUUGGGGAGUUAAAUUCUUACACAAGUAUACAAAUCCAAUAUUCAAUAAUAUGUUGGCAAGAAAUUAUAGUUAUGGAAUUUCAACAAAAAAGGAGGAACUUGAGCAGAAGGAUGACGACAAGGAUGAUGAUAAGGUGUUGAAACAUGCGAAAUGGACUAAUCCUUUAGAAUCUCAAUUACCAAAUGCACCAGAUAUGAAGAUUUAUUGUUUAUAUGGGUGGGGCAAAGAAACAGAACGAAGAUAUUAUUAUUCACACAAUGGAGGACUUGAUUUUAAUGAGGAUGGAAAUAAAUUGAAUUUGAAAGAAGAGAUUAAUGAAUUUUUUAAGAAUAUUUUCAUAGAUAGCACAAUGAAUUCUGAACGUGAUCCUCAUCUAAAGAGCGGUGUAUAUAAUGGGGAAGGGGAAUUUCAACAUGAAACCACAAGUUUUGAUUUACGUGGUGGAGCAAAAACAGCAGACCAUGUUGAUAUCAUGGGAAAUUAUGCACUCACGGAGGAUGUUUUACGUGUUGCAUCUGGUGACAAACUUGAGGAUAGAAUAUUUUCUAGAAUUUUAGAAUAUUCUGAAAAAGUUCAAAUUUAG